Linum trigynum is the source of this 850-nucleotide messenger RNA. Lineage: Eukaryota; Viridiplantae; Streptophyta; Magnoliopsida; Malpighiales; Linaceae. The record is from the annotation of a GenBank genome assembly.
GUAGAAGCUCAAGUAGGCUAGAAGAGAAGAUUAGGAAGACUUACCCAAACACAAUCAAAUAUAGAAUAACAUUCAAAUUAACUAGAUAAACACAUUCAUUCAUUAAAAUCCUAAAAUAUCUAUACAUACAUAGUAACCCUAAAACUAGGGUUUAGGGUUUAGAACCCCCAUUACCUUAGAGGACUACUUCAUAAAGGAGUGAAGAAGAUACAUAGAAGAGAUGUAAGAAGACUUGAUGUUGAGAAAGAUGACUCCUCUCUUCUAGCUCCUUCUCCUUCCUUCAUCUUCUCUUUCUUCUCUGUCUCUAAAACCAUAAAUUCUCUCUCACAAUCAGCUCACUUGAAUGGGGGGAAAGGGGUCUUCUACUUAUAGGCAUUAGAGGACGGAGAAGAUCGCGGGCAGGCAGGGUUGAGAUCACGGGCGCGAUCUUCUUCAUGGGGGGUCGCGAUCUUGUGAUGCUGCCGUUUCGGCAUUCGGGGACGAGGAGUUCACGGGCCGACUUCGCGGUCACGAUCCACGAGUCGCGGCCGCAAACUUCCUCGCGAUCAGUUUGCACUAUGGUCGUGUUCUGGCUUGGGAAACUCUCUGUUUCUCCUCUGCUGCUUCUUCACGAAGUUCGCGCCUUGAGCCCUCCAAUUCGUGGCCGCAAUCUAGGACUUCCGGGUCGGGAUCUUCAUCUUGAUGCGUAGGCUAUGAUCUCGGUCAUGAUCUCCAUCUCCAGGCUGCGAUCUUCAGUCUUCUGCCCCCUUUGCUACACCUGUGUCCUUAUUUUGUACCUAAUUCGCAUGUAUUGCCUAAAGCACUCUAAAAUCACAUCGAAAUCAAAUAGGAAUGAAAUAGGUCAUGAGCA